AUGGCGGAUGGACCCAACAGCCUCCUCUCCUUCUUAACUUUAUUCCUCGUAUUAUUAAGUUGUGGAAGUAGACAUGUUGACGGAAGAAUACUCAAGAGCAUCACACUGAGUGAAGAAGACGACGACGUAAUCGACUGUAUUGAUAUCUACAAACAGCCUGCUUUUGAUCAUCCACUUCUCAAGAAUCACACAAUACAGAUGAAACCCAGUUCAUCGCCAAGCGGAAUUAGAGGAGGAGAAUUAUUUUCGAAUACGUUCGAAAAAUUGUUCGAGUGUCCUGAAGGAUCGGUUCCAAUUAGAAGACAUCGAACAGAUUUUCCUCCGAAAGUAAACCCUUUCGCUCCACAAGCUACGCGACUUAACUUUAAUAACAGCUUUCUAUCCACCGUAGGUCACGAGUAUGCUAAUGUUGAGGUAAGAGGUGGCCGGUACUUUGGAUCACAUGCAAUGCUUAAUGCAUGGCAACCCUUGACAUCUGGUCGAGACAUCAGCAUUAGUCAACUGUGGGUUACAGCCGGACCCUACGAAAAUUUAAAUACUGUUGAGGCCGGAUGGAUUGCCAACAACAAAGUUAAGGACACUACAAUUUUCGUAUAUUGGACGAGAGAUGGGUAUGAAAACACUGGAUGCUACAAUCUUAAUUGUCCAGGGUUUGUAAUAACUAAUAGAGCACACAGUCCUGGUUUUCGGAUAACACCUUUAUCCACCUUUAAUGGAGAACAAAGAGGGAUAGCCUUAACCAUACACAAGGACAAGAAAAGUGGGAACUGGUGGGUGGAGUUGAACGGGGAAGCCAUCGGAUACUGGCCAGGAUCGAUCUUCACGAGCUUACAAGGUAACGCGGACAGGUUAAUUUAUGGGGGAGAGAUAUCGAAUUCAAAUCCUGAUGGUCAUCACACGACAACUCAAAUGGGAAGCGGGCAUUUUGCAGAGGGAGGUUUCAAGAAAGCCGCGUUCGUCGGAAACAUUCAAUACAUUGAUGAAUCCGGUAAGGCAAAAGAUCCAGAAAGUCUUAUAUCCACUGUCACAAACCCUGCCUGUUAUAAUUUGAAGAUUGCUCCCCGCAGCUCAGUUUAUGGAACUCACUUCUAUUUUGGGGGUCCUGGAUAUUCUGAUAAGUGUCCAUAA
Molecule: messenger RNA, 1128 nt
Organism: Carica papaya (papaya)
Lineage: Eukaryota; Viridiplantae; Streptophyta; Magnoliopsida; Brassicales; Caricaceae
Product: protein neprosin-like
Source: RefSeq, a predicted model, not a curated record